Molecule: messenger RNA, 900 nt
Organism: Arachis ipaensis
Lineage: Eukaryota; Viridiplantae; Streptophyta; Magnoliopsida; Fabales; Fabaceae
Product: putative disease resistance protein RGA3
Molecular function (GO): ADP binding
Source: RefSeq, a predicted model, not a curated record
AUGGCUGAGGCUGUUGUCACUGUUUUGCUGGAGAAAUUGAGCUCUCUCUUUCAAAAGGAACUUGAAUCAAUCAUUGGCGUGGAUGAAGAACUGAAGAAACUUUCUAGCACUUUCACUGCCAUCCACGCUGUUCUUGCUGAUGCUGAGAUGAAGCAGUUUACUGAUUUGGUAAUCAAAGACUGGCUGCGCAAGGUGGAAGAUGCUGCUCUGCUGUUGGAUGACAUCCUUGACGAGUUCUCCACACAUGAUCUUCAAAAUCAGAAUCAGCAACAAAAGGGUGGCUGGUUUAACAAGAUACAUGCUUCUUGCCAUUCUUCUUUUGGUCUGAAAAAUGCCAUGUUUCGUAGAAGAAUGGCUAAUAAGAUGAAAAGGAUGAGGGAGACAUUACAAAACAUUGCUGAAGAGAGGAAGCUGUUUCAUCUGUGUGAGAGAAUUGCAACCACUGACAAGAAAGCUGAGUUGAUGGAGUGGCGCCAAACCUCCUCUGUUAUCACUCAACCUGAAAUCUAUGGAAGAGAGGAAGAUAAGGAACGUAUUGUGCAAGCUUUGAUUCAGACUUGUGACACUGAGCGUGCGGCGGUGCAUACUAUAGUUGGUCUUGGUGGUCUCGGAAAAACAACACUUGCUCAGCUGGUCUUCAAUGAUGACAGGGUAACCAUGCAUUUUGACUUGAAGAUUUGGGUUUGUGUCUCUGAGGACUUCAGUCUCAAGAGAAUGAUCAAGGCUAUUUUGGAUUCGGCUUCAGUGAGUGUUAGCGGCAAUUUGGAUAUAGAUCCACUUCAGAAAAAACUUCAACAAGCACUUCAAGGCAAACGAUAUUUACUUGUUCUGGACGACAUCUGGAGUGAAGAUCAAGAGAAGUGGGACAGCAAAAUCUCUUGGAGGCCUUCUGAGGUUUAA